AUUGCUAAUCCAGUAGAAGCACUCAAUAUCAGCGCCUCACCUUUUGAGAAGCAGUGACGCUACUUACCUGAAAGCGAUUGACUCAGAAACACGGAAGUGAAGUCAACUUAUUUUUUAGCUCAGUACAGUAGUUUUCAUAAUUUUUUUAUAUUUAGAUCUCCCCGUCUGUCUGAAGUAGAGGUAAACGUUUCGUGAGUAAUGAAGAAAACGGCACUCGAACGACAGAUGUGAAUGAGGAUUUUCAAUAUUCGCUCAAUUUGGAUAACGAGCGUAUUGCAACGUAUUUAAUGGAUCCAGAGCAGGAUGGUAUUGAGCUGCAGGAGAGAAACAUGGAUGGCUUUGACAAUACCAUGGAGGCAUUACUCCCAACUCUGCACCAGCAGAGGACAUAUGAUUAUGUUCUAGUUGCUGACAAAGUUGAGGACCAGGAACACCCAAAGUUUCUGAAGCAGGUGGCUUUUAUUGACCACCUGAGGAAGAAAAACAUGAAAGUGACAAAAAUCGUUCAUGUUGACAAGGUGUUUUAUGGUGUCCGGGCCCCGAAGGAGAUCUUUGACAAGUACAGGUACCUACUAAAGGUGUCUGAUUCUUGCAACUGGAGCGGCGACCGGAAAUGUGGCAGAAUCCCUCACUCAACCAGGAUCAGAGUAGUGCAUUACAUCCUACACCACACCCAUAUCAACACAGGAGAGAACCUCAGAGAGCUCCAGGAGAAGGGUGUCUUUGAGGCCACGUUCUGCCUGCAUGAGAUGAACAAGCAAAAGGUGUUGAAACAAAAGUGGGCACGAUGGUCUGCUCUCUGUUCCACCCAGCCUGUCGAUGAUGUCAGGAGUUACUUUGGAGAGAAGGUGGCUCUGUAUUACCUGUGGUUGGGCUGGUACACCAUCCUGCUGGUCCCUGCAGCCAUUCUGGGUGUGAUUGUGUUCCUGUAUGCACUGGCUUUCUUCAACACCAGCCCCCUCAUAAAGGAGGUCUGUGAGUCUGACACAGUUAUGUGCCCAAGGUGUGACAAAUGGUGUCAAGUAUGGCAGCUGCGUGACACCUGUACCUAUGCCAAGGUGAGUCAUCUGUUUGACAAUGAGGGGACGGUGGCCUUUGCUAUGUUCAUGGCAGUCUGGGCUACCAUUUUUCUGGAGCUGUGGAAGAGACACAAAGCAACGUUUGUGUCCAAAUGGAAUGUCUUUGACUGGUGUGAGGAAGAGGAGGAGCUCAUCCUGGGAGUAGUCAAUGAUCCAGACUGCCAUCCCAAAGAGUUUCGCCAUUCUUAUCUGCGCAGCACUCUUGUUCUGGUGCUGGUCACUCUCAUGUUGGUUCUGAUCAUUGGGCUAACCCAGGCUCUGGUGGUGUUCCGUGUGGUUGCUGCUGUGGUGUUGUCAGAAGGAACAUGGGAGUUUGUAAGGGACCAUGCCAACACUGUAGCUGUAAUGCUGGGUGCUGUACUACACUACAUCACCAUGCAAGUUAUGACCAGAGUCAACAAGACCGUGGCCUUCAAGCUGUGUGAGAUAGAGAAGACACAGUCGAUGACGGCCACUGAGAGGAGCUUCACUGUCAAGAUGUUUACCUUCCAGUUCUUCACUCUCUUCUCCUCGCUCAUAUAUGUGGCAUUUUUCCUGGGCAGGAUAAAUGGUCGCCCAGGCAGCUACGUUCGUAUUUUUGGUAAAUGGAGAUUGGAGGAGUGUCAUCCCAGUGGCUGCCUCACUGACCUCUUCAUUCAAAUGGCCGUAAUCAUGUUGCUCAAACAGACACUGAAUAACAUCUUUGAGUUUAUUGUGCCCUGGUUCAAGAGUAAGUUCAGAAGGAAUACAACUAAGAAGCUGGAGAGGAAGAGUGGUGACUGCAACAAAAAUGCAUGUCGCAAAGAGGAGAAGAGGGGCCAUGACCCAUGUGAUAUCUGCAAGCUGCAUGAUUGGCUGCGCAACUACGAUCUGAAUGACGUAAACUUUUUCAGUCUCUUCAAUGAGUUUCUGGAAAUGGUUCUUCAGUUCAGUUUCACCACCAUCUUUGUGGCAGCCUUCCCUCUGGCCCCUCUACUGGCCCUCAUCAACAAUAUCUUUGAGAUCCGUCUGGAUGCCAUCAAGAUGGUCAGCUUGGAACGUAGAUUAGUCCCCAAGAAAACCAAUAAUAUUGGUAUAUGGACCAACAUUCUGGAAGCUAUUGGUGUUCUGGCUGUCAUUGCCAAUGGGCUAGUCAUUGGGGUGUCCUCAGACUUCAUCCCUCGGCUGGUCUAUCGCUACCACUACGGACCCUGUGCCAAUGGAGAAGAUAAUGUACACUGUAUGAAGGGCUAUAUCAACGACACCCUAUCCACUGCUCAGAUAACAGACCUGAACGUGCGGAAGGACUUUUUCCCCAGUCAACUGAUCACAGGGAGCGGCUUCAAUGUUACACAAUGCAGCUAUAAAGACUACAGAAAUGACGUUGACUACAGACUCACCUCCCAGUUCUGGCUCAUCAUGGCUGUACGCUUUGCCUUCGUCGUCCUAUUUGAGCAUGUAGUGGUCAUCUUUAAAUGCAUUGCUGCCUGGUUUGUGCCUGACUCCCCCAUGUUGGUGAAGAACGACAGACUGAAGGAUAAACUCUGUAGACUCAAAGAGGAACUGCAGGAUAUGACGUACAGGCAGUCCACAGAUGUGUGAUGACCGCAACGGAGGGACACCCUGAGACAUGACCAGCAUGACACAUGACUUUGAAGCCUUGAAAAAUACACAUUAAAAGUGAUGCUCUCUGCACUGACCUGAGAUCAGCAUCUUACAGCAUAGUUAGCGCCUGGUCGUUAUGAGAGGUAGGACAGCCCCAUCUCCCAACACCUCUGAGUUUUCUCCCACAUGGCCAACACACUGUUUAUACCGGUGUGAUUAAUGGCCACCCGUGGCGCAUGCAAACGUAUCUUAAUAGCCGAUCGGGGCUACAAGUUUCUACGAGGAUUAGACUGAUCCAAACUCUAUUUCACAUAUAAGCAAGGGUACCCCAAUAUAAAUGAACCAAUAGACUGACAGACUAACCCCAGAUACCACAACUGUGGUUCAUAAGAAGAGGUCCAUAUAACAUUGUAUUUUCUUGAAUGACUGAUGACCAAGCAGUAGCCUCAACCGUGUCCCCAACAACCAGGGGUUCUGGUUUUCAGGGGAUAUGGACAGAGAGCCUGUGACGCAACUUCCUGUUUUGGACGUUAACAAGGCGACACUCCAUCUGAACUCCUCCUCCACAUUAGUUGAACAGUGCAGAAGAUAACGUUGUUUUCCUUCUGGUCAAGACCAGUAUGUAGGGGAUCUAGUUUCAGGCAUUUAUUUUUCCUAAUCAAAAGGGGACCAUCGCAGUCUCUCAGAAGUUUGGUUGGUGCGUAAAACGUGUGAAAUCGGAUAAAUGAAAAGGUGUGAUGGGUCCGUACACCAAACAUUUUUUCACUGCAUCAGGGAUAGCGUACAGACUUUGCAGCCUUCUUCAGUGUGUAGAUUUAUUUUAUGCCUGCUACAUUAGGUUAACCUAGCAGGGAUGCCUAUACAGUAACAGAGUUGGGGUUAAUUUUGUUUCACAAACUGUACAUGCCAUACAAAUGGAAAACACGAGUUGAAAUGUAUUGAAUCCCUUACACUGGCCAAUAUUAAUGUUUUACAAAGAACUGCGGUAGUUUUAUUUUUGGUAAGGGUGUGACAACCUGUUUUGCAAAUACUGUACUGAUGUUUCCUGUUUACAUGCCUUUAGUAACCUCAAUGUUCUCUCAACAUAUAGAAUCAAGUGUGAAUAAUAUAAUUUGUUAUAUAAUUAUGCAUCUCUUAACUUUACUUUUAAUCCACUGCAUUAUUUAUUUAAAAUGAUAUUCGGAAAAAUUGUGUUAUCCCUUUUUAAAUUCAAACAUAGGGUUGCUUCAUGUUGUGUGUAUGAGCAAGAGUUUUUGUAAAAACAUAUUUUUUUAAGUAUAAUUCAGAAAUGAUUUGAGCCAAUACCUAUGGAUAUUGUAUUGUUGUUGGAAAGGUGUACAUUUUGAGUUGCUGUAUUGCUUUUUUUACUGUAUAUUGUACAUACAGUAUGUGACAGGGUUUUGCUCACCAGUCUAUCACCUGCGUGAAAGUGCAUUGUAAUUUUGUCCAUCUGCUUCUCACUUUUGAUGGACAGACGGGACAAAGAUUACUUGAGGACUUUUUUUGGUAAACUAAGUAGACACAAUUAACUGCCAUUUGGUGGACCACACCCUGUCUAUUUCCCUAACAAGUUGAGCCUGAUCAACAACAAAAAAUACUUUUCACAUUAGGUCAGGUAAAUAAAACGGAGAGAUGUUAUAGAGACAAUUGGUCCAUUAGAAGGUUUCUAUGAAAAACCCUCAAUGAACAUAGUGUCUGUAUACCACAAGAGGGCAGAGUGGUCUUCUCUUCUACAGCCCAAUGUUAUAUACAGCACUAAACUACAUAACCUACCUUGUGUAAACAGUUUUGGCAAAGUGAAGGGAAAUGAAAGGUGUCAUCUACAUGGUCAGUUCCUAACUACAUGUCAUCUUACUGUAGCUAAAACUAUUUAUUCUAUCCAUGUCCCCUGGCCUGUCAUUGAGAGUUCCUCCCCUCUUCCAGAGUUAAACCAAAAAUAUUCUCAAUGUUCCAAUAACAUAAAUCCUCUUAGUGGGUUCACUUCAUAUCCGGAAUGCAUUCAGUGAGGUUGCAGAAAUACUAACGUAACACUGAGCAUAUAAAAUACUUUUGUUCCUAUUUUAAAAACGGCAUGUUUGUGUGGACAUAUCAGACUAACUCAUGGUUGAACAGUUCAUCACAAUCUUCCUUUCUCUAUUCUCAACUUUAGUUUCUCACUAAAACUCUCUAACCCCCUCUCUGGUCUCUCUCUGCUGACUGUUGAUCUCAGAGGAGAUAAAACCAAGCCAGAUGCUACUGUCUGCAUUCCAAGGCUUUCUACAUUCCCUUUAUAAAGAGGGUUGUUAGCCUGUGUCUUUAUUCUUCAUCUGGUCCUUUCACUCCCCCACCAUUUCCCAUGACUUCCCGGAGAACCUUACCCUCUCACCACAGUUCAUACCUCAUAGUGUGCUGCCAGACUGAGGAACAGUAUCUGUAACUUAAACACGCCCUGUUUGGCCUGCCGCCAAUGAGAACAAUUCCUCCCACAAGAGAAGGCAAGAGUACAGGGAGCCCAAAUGCUUCAGAGGAAACUCCGUACUAUGUGCAUGUAAUUCAACUUACCAAGGAAAAAAGUGAAAACAGAAGUUCCCUUGAGUUUGAUUGUAUCUUUAAAAUGCAAUCAUGUAUCAUGCCAAAACAAUUAAAUUAAACUGUUACUUAUGA
Salmo salar (Atlantic salmon) is the source of this 5285-nucleotide messenger RNA. RefSeq names its product anoctamin-9. Gene Ontology annotation, molecular function: chloride channel activity; protein dimerization activity. Gene Ontology annotation, biological process: chloride transmembrane transport. The record is from RefSeq and is a predicted model, not a curated record. Gene Ontology annotation, cellular component: plasma membrane. NCBI's taxonomy places the organism in Eukaryota, Metazoa, Chordata, Actinopteri, Salmoniformes, Salmonidae.